AUGUCUUCGAUAGACAAUCAACCCGCUGUUGCGGGUUCAAACACCGCCACCCCAACCAAUUCGACUCCCUCGCCGUCUACGACCAGCCCUGCGGCUUCCGCUCCUUCGAGUUCUGCGUCCCGCCGGCCGCCGCGUAAGAGCACACUGACCCAGCAGCAGAAAAAUCAAAAGCGACAGCGUGCAACACAGGACCAACUGGUUACACUGGAAACUGAAUUCAAUAAGAAUCCAACUCCGACUGCGGCAGUCCGCGAACGAAUCGCCCAGGACAUUAACAUGACCGAAAGAUCUGUACAAAUCUGGUUCCAGAAUCGACGCGCCAAAAUCAAAAUGAUUGCUAAGAAGAGCAUCGAGACUGGCGAGGAUUGCGAUUCUAUUCCGGACUCAAUGCGCCAGUAUCUGGCGAUGCAUUUCGACCCUCACAAACCUGGUGCCAGAGAAUUAUUKGGASGAGCCAAUGGACUUGGUGGAUUAGGAAAUGGCUUUGGCGCGGAGUCUACCCCUGGAAAGAUCGUGAUUCAGCACUUCMCCUGCCGUACCCUAAGCAUCGGCAGCUGGCGACGCAUUGGACAAAAUGCCAUGGAUUUGGUCAUAUUUUACUCGCCAGACAAGGCUACCAUGACCUAUUACAUCAACAAUGAUUCGGCUGGCUACAAAAUUGAAUACCCAUUCUCGUACAUCAAGAGCGUAAUGCUAGACAACGGCGACCUGACCCCCAAUGCAAACGGUAUGCCUACCCGACCUGGUGGCCUGGUUAUUGAAUUGAAUCGGCCGCCUAUUUUCUGGAUGGAUUGUUCGAAUUCGGGCGGUUUCUUCCAGUGUGGUGAUUUUACUGAAGACCAGCAAGCCAGUCGCGUCAUGACCCAUCACCUUGGCGGUCACCCCAAGGUUUUGAGCGUUCAGUUAGCCAAGCUCGUGUCAUUGGAAACCUUUCAAAAUCGGUUGGACUUCAACUAUUCUGUUUCUGCACCAAUCACUCCUCCUCAAGAUAUCCAUCGUCCCGCCUCUCAGCCAAAUCGAUUCACAUUGGCCCAGAUGGGCAUGUACCCGGAUUCGCAUCUAAGUGUAAAUCACAUGCCUCGAGGCCACAAACGCCAACGCAGUCGAUCAGUGCCAGCGGCCAUCGAUCUGUCUUACUUGCACACGCCAAUUGCUCCUUUCCAUAUUCAACAGCCUUCUGUAUCGCAUAUGACACCAAACCCGAACAUGUACGCUCCGAUUCCUCAAAAUCCAAACGCCGUCCACACCUUGGGAAAUGAACUCCGCAUCGACACUACCGCCACGUUUGUUGAUCCUCGGUCCUACCCGAUGUCUGCGACAACCAUGUCCGACUUUGCUGCUGCUAGCCCAUCAUUUUUCAGCGCUGCUCCCUCGACGGAAUCGAUUGCCAUAACCGGCAACCCUGGAGACCAAUUCAAUAUGUCUUAUAUGUCACCUUCGCCAAUGAUGGAACAGAAGAUGAUGAGCCAACCACCGACAUCUAUGGCUAACUUUAGCCAUGCUGAUCCUCUUAUUGCCAAUCACUCGCCUCCUCUUUCGACCAUGCACAAUACAAUAUCCAAUGACAUGUUCAACUUUGGUGGCGAUCAGCAACAGGGAUUGACUGAAGAUGGAUUUGUCUUGAGCGAGAUGUAUGCAAAACAUCACAUCAACCAUUUUCAAGAUGGCCCAAGCUUUGACUUUUCCAUGAAUGCGAUUUCGGAAACCCAGUCCCCCAUGACCGGUGAUAUGCAGGGAUUCGAUAUGAGCCAAACCACGUCGGCUUGA
This is a messenger RNA of Talaromyces amestolkiae, 1767 nucleotides long. RefSeq lists its product as uncharacterized. The record is from RefSeq and is a predicted model, not a curated record. Gene Ontology annotation, molecular function: RNA polymerase II cis-regulatory region sequence-specific DNA binding; DNA-binding transcription factor activity, RNA polymerase II-specific. The coding region runs from base 1 to 1767 and encodes 588 amino acids. Gene Ontology annotation, biological process: regulation of transcription by RNA polymerase II; cell differentiation. Lineage: Eukaryota; Fungi; Ascomycota; Eurotiomycetes; Eurotiales; Trichocomaceae. The transcript has a single exon.